Messenger RNA from Pundamilia nyererei, 4411 nucleotides. RefSeq names its product pantothenate kinase 1a (gene pank1a). The coding region runs from base 630 to 2018 and encodes 462 amino acids. Gene Ontology annotation, molecular function: ATP binding; pantothenate kinase activity. Gene Ontology annotation, cellular component: cytosol; nucleus. NCBI's taxonomy places the organism in Eukaryota, Metazoa, Chordata, Actinopteri, Cichliformes, Cichlidae. The transcript has 8 exons. Gene Ontology annotation, biological process: coenzyme A biosynthetic process. The record is from RefSeq and is a predicted model, not a curated record.
GACUACGGGGAAUGAGGCUGACGGCCAACGGCGACGCUUAUAAAUAAAGCGCCCACCGCUGCACGGAGUGGUACUGUAGACUUUAGUGAAGAGUAAACCAGCAGGGAGCGGCCGCAGUUCAUUGUUGCAUCGAAGGCGACGGGGAAUGAGUCCAUUCUUGCAUGUCUCUGUGUUAAAGCGAAGAAUUGCGGUGCAUCUCCUGCAAAAAGCAGAGGAAACCGGUUAGAGGAGGUGAACAGGUUCAGGCCUUGACUGGAGGAGCUGAUGUGACGUAGCAGUCCACCGACACACACGCGCGCGCCGGCUGCUGCUGCCUGCAAGGAUCUCAGUUUAGGGAAAUGACCGCGAGUGACCUCAAGGGAAACACUGUAUUUUAGCGGCUGUUCGCAGUUUUGUUUUUACGGACAUUAUAGUAAAAUAUACGACACAAUUUAGCCACAUACUUUAGAUUAAAAUACGUUAUAUUUAGACGCUAGCUGGUCGCUAGACUGCCUCGUUACGUUGGAAGACGGGCUAGUAUUAGCUGGCUAAGCUAAAGUAGCCGGGAUAGACACUGCUAGCGGCUGGGGCUCUUACGUUUUGUUUCCCUCACAGAUGCUAAGCUACGUUCGGCUAGGGUAGCUGCUGCCAUGGAUAAAGCCAAGUCAAUGGUGGAUAAGAAAGGAGCUUCGGGACCCUUUCAUGUUAACAAUGGGCAGAGCCAGAAGGUUUUUCACAGUCAUGUCAUGGUGGCCACUAACGGCAGCUGUUGCAGCAGCAGCAGCAGCAGCAAUGCAUUCGGCUCAAGCACCGUACCCAGCGGCAGCGGCACUUUUGAAAACAUGCAUCAUCUGCACCGCGGGGAUGAUGCAGAGUGCAACGGGUCCCCGGCCAAGAGGUGCAGACUACGGAGGAGGACCGAGUCGGUGCGAAAACACAGACCCCCCUUCCCCUGGUUUGGUAUGGACAUUGGUGGGACUUUGGUCAAGUUGGUGUACUUUGAGCCAGUCGAUAUAACUGCAGAGGAAGAACAGGAGGAAGUGGAAAACCUCAAGUCAAUCCGCCGCUACCUCACCUCAAACGUUGCCUAUGGUAAAACAGGUGUCCGUGACGUUCACCUGGAGCUGAGGAAUAUGACCAUGUGCGGCAGGACAGGAAACCUGCACUUCAUUCGCUUCCCAACACAGGCCAUGCCCCGCUUUAUUCAGAUGGGACGGGAUAAGAACUUCUCUAGCUUGCACACAACACUCUGUGCCACUGGAGGCGGGGCUUACAAGUUUGAGAAUGAGUUCAGAAUGAUGGCUGACCUGGAGCUGCUUAAGCUGGACGAGCUAGACUGCUUGAUUCGUGGUCUGCUGUUUGUCGAUCGGGUAGGCUUCAACGGACACCCUGAGUGCUACUACUUCCAGAACCCAUCAGACACCCAGAGCUGUGUGAAGAAGCCCUGCACUUUGGACAACCCCUUUCCUAUGUUGCUGGUCAACAUUGGCUCAGGAGUCUCCAUACUGGCUGUGUACUCAGAGAACAACUACAAACGGGUGACUGGUACCAGUCUGGGAGGUGGUACAUUCCUGGGGCUUUGCUGUCUGCUCACUGGCUGCGAGACGUUUGAGGAGGCUUUGGAAAUGGCUAGCAAAGGUGACUCUACAAAUGUGGACAAACUGGUGAAAGAUAUCUAUGGGGGAGACUACGAGCGAUUUGGUCUACAGGGCUCUGCUGUAGCAUCCAGUUUUGGUCACAUGAUGAGCAAAGAGAAGCGAGACAGCAUCAGUAAGGAAGACCUGGCCAGAGCCACUCUGGUCACCAUCACUAAUAACAUAGGAUCCAUAGCACGCAUGUGUGCAGUCAACGAGAAAAUUGAGCGUGUGGUGUUUGUUGGGAACUUCCUCCGUAUCAACACAGUGUCCACCAAGCUGCUAGCUUAUGCCAUGGACUACUGGUCCAAAGGCCAACUAAGAGCUCUCUUCCUUGAACACGAGGGUUACUUUGGAGCUGUGGGAGCACUGAUGGAGCUGCUCAAGACAACAGAGGACCCCUGAAGGAAAUUCUGUCAGGACAACAUCAACUCUUGACAAGACGAUGUCACCUGCCCUUGAAGGCCGUGAUGUCUUAAUGCUGUGACAUCAUCAACUUUUGAAGCUGCUGAAAGGUCCCAUUCGUCGAGGCCACAAAAGGAACACUAAGAGAGAACACAGAAACUGAUAAAAGCCAUUUUUAAUAAUUUAACACCUGUAAAUAACAAUGACCUCUAAUAUUCAUCUCUUAAAUUUCCCAUCAUCCCCCUAUCAUAGACGUUUAAUAUUGUAAUCUUUUAUUUAUGGUUUCCGUUAAUGGGGUCUGCUGAUUCGUGUAAUCAGCCCUAUGUCAGGAAGCAGAGACAAAAAGUAUUUUGGUGUAUUUUGUUAUUGUGUUUGUGUGAAUAGCUACUGUAGCAUUACAUCCUGGGGACAGUAGUGCGCCGGGAAACAAUUUGUGCAACAGUUCUUUAAAAUGGGAUACCUUUGCAGAAGAGUUAACUGCUGAAUGAGGGAUUUGUACCACCAGCAACUCAAGGAAACAUCACCUUUGGGCAGCUGUGGUUGCCGGUUUGUUGCACAAAAAGUAGCCCAUUGCUCUACUGUUUCUGCAGAGUGCACUGAAGCCAAAACCUGUUGAGAUUCAUACUUUACCUGCCUCCUUCAGCUCCAAUGGGAAGCAAAAAAACAAACAAACAAAAAACGGUCUUUAUUUUGCUCUACUGCAUAUGGCCUUUGCUUUUUGUUUGUCUCUCCUUUGUCUGCCUAUAUGUAAGCAAAACUAGCACCACCAGAUUGCCAUGCAUGCAUACUCAACCUGCUGAGUUUAGUGUUAGGUGAUGGGACCAAGACGUUGUCUUCCAACAGAUUGCAGUGCAUCAUUGAUUUCUGUUCUGUUCUGUUCUGAUUGGCAUCGCCAGAACUACUGUUAAGGACCCAGUCUGACUCGGCUGCUUGUGUUUGUGAUGUAUGAAAUACUUGAUCUGAUCUUUAUAUUUAUUUCUGUUUUUCUUUAACUUCCCUGUUUUCUGUCAGUGUCAGGAAGAUGGAAGCUUCAUUCAUCCUUUUCUGGCUUUUCUGCCACGCUGAUGCCUUGUUUGGGGAUUUGUAGUGUGAGUUUAAUAAAUGUUCAGACUCAGAAUCCCAACAUAAAAAAUAGUUAGCUGAUGAUGCAAAGGUAAAGUGUCAGUUUGGGGGAGACAGCUAAAAGUCAUCCCAACAUGUUAGACUGUUUACCAUUCUGGUGCCGACACUGUUGGUAGCUGUUUUAGGUUUGGACCAUUAAUUGUAUUUUCCCCCAAACCCCAAUUACUCAUCUCUAAAAACAAGCACUUACAGAAUUUUAAGAGUUGCCCAACAUUCCCAAGAAUUUUAAACAGGUACUUUAUGCUUGCUGUGAAACAACCAUAAAAACCUGGAAAAUACCUAAAUCCAAAUUGUCUAAAUUGAAAUAAUUGGUGAGUAUUAGCCACAAUUAUGUGGUAGACUUUGAACAGAGAAUGGGCUUCGUAUGCUAUUGCUGCCUGUUUGCACUGAUCUAAGUCUAUAUUGACACUAGCACUAUAAACAAGUCUAUUUUUAACACUUAGGGUAAUACCCAUAGGAUCAGAGACUCAGACCCUUUGAACCGAGAGCCAGUCCAGAUUUCUGCACUGAGGUAACCGGGGCUGAAAUAACACACUUGUAUAUUUAUCAUAUACUUGAAAAUGGCACAUAGAGCUUUAAUAUGUAAUAAUUUAGCAUUGCCAUUUUUUAAAGGAAACAUAGCGUGAUCUGCGAUUAUUUGAGAAUGCUGAAACUUAGUUAACAUGAGCGCAUGUUUGCAUGGACACAGGAAAGGUUUGUGUUAUUUACUAAGCUUAGAAACAACAGUUGUAGGGAGACCCACUACUAGUAAGUUUUCCAUUUGCUAUAAGAAUUGUAUAGUGUUUUUCGAGAAACAGACCACAAGUGUAUUACGCUGUUAUGUCCCACCCAUCUUCACUUCCUAGCCUGAACCUUUCCAGCCUUUCUUUUUAUCAUAAAAGCAGCUAAGCUAUAAAGCUGGGCAAAGCAGGAAAUACUGUCCACUGUUUUAUAUUAGGCGUAACUGUCUACCUGCCUUUACUCUCCCAAAUAGGAACUAUGCGCUUUACGCAAUUUCGAGUUAGUCGUCGCUUAAUUCGCCUUCAAUCAUUAGACUUUUUAUCAACACUCACACCUCCAGCUGUGUUCAGUAUUGCGGAUUUUUGUGAAAAUCUUACCUACAGUACCUGAAUAACACAGAUAUAAACUUAAAAUUACAAGGGUAAAAUCCUAAGGAUCUAGCUUAAUGUAGCCUACUAAAGUAUUCUGAACAUUUUAUUGACAAAUAUUGUCCCCACUUCACCAUCUAACACAGCGGUCCCCAACCUUUUUUGCGCCACGGACCGGUUUAU